Molecule: messenger RNA, 831 nt
Organism: Saccostrea cuccullata (small rock oyster)
Lineage: Eukaryota; Metazoa; Mollusca; Bivalvia; Ostreida; Ostreidae
Exons: 2
Coding region: 1-831 (276 amino acids)
Biological process (GO): DNA integration
Molecular function (GO): nucleic acid binding
Source: RefSeq, a predicted model, not a curated record
AUGACAGACUAUGUUUCAAGACACCCUGUUCAGCCAGCAACAGAUAACGCCAUUGGGUUUACUAGAAAUGGUGACUGGUACAAGAUGAAGAGCCUGAAACAGGACGAAGCAGAUCUCGAGGAACUGACAGCAAUCAGCUCAGUGCGAGACGAACUUACUGUUCACAGUGAUAACAUUCUGCGACGUGACACACGCAUUAUCUUACCAAAAGCCCUUCGUGACAGGGCUAGAGACAUUGCACAUGAGGGUCAUCAGGGGAUGGCAAGAACAAAAACUUUUCUUAGGUCAAAAGCAUGGUUUCCUGGCAUGGAUGGGAGAGUUGAAAACCGUGUCACAAACUGCUCAGCCUGUCAACUCCUUACUCCUGAACGUCAUACCAUGGAGCCGUUGAAAAUGUCGGAACUACCUGGUGGACCUUGGGAGAAUUUGAAUAUCGACUUCUGCGGACCAUUACCCAGUGGAUACUAUUUAUCUGUGAUAAUUGACGAGUAUUCACGUUACCCAGUAGUUGAGAUUGUAAAAUCCGUCUCUGCUAAGUCCGUCAUACCUGUAUUGGACAAAGUUAUCAGUGCAUAUGGGAUACCCAAGAUAAUAAAGAGUGACAAUGGAAGCCCAUUCCAAUCAUACGAAUUCAGAAGAUAUGCAGAACAUAUGGGGUUUAUCCAUCGGAGGAUAACGCCACGAUGGCCCAGAGCCAAUGCUCAAGCUGAAAGUUUUAAUAAGCCGUCGAUGAAAGCUGUGCGCUCCGCUCAUAUUGAGGGACUUAACUGGCGGCAAGAGUUGUAUCGCUUUCUCAGACAAUAUCGUGCCACGCCACACUCAUCUACUUGA